AUGAAAACGGGUUCUGUUAAACGGAAGGGCCAAAAUUUGACUUCUAAAGCUCCUGGUGGUAGCAAGCAUGCCAUUCCGGUAAAUCCUGAAACUUUGAAGUGGAAGCCGGUCGAAAUUCCAGACACCUUAGAUGAUUUUGAAGGUUUGUACGGUGUGGAAGAGAUUGAUGGUGUUAGUGUGAAGAUAAUUGAUGGCAAAGCGCAGUUUUUCGCUAAAGAUGGCAGUAAAAUUGAUUUGGAUGCGAAUCGAUCCGUCGAAGCUGAAUCGAUGGUCGAUUUUAAAGGUUUUAAAAAUAUGGAUGACAUGGAAGAUGGUGAAUUAGAGGCGGACGCCGGUUCAAAAGAUAACUUAGAUGAGACAGACCCAUCGGACAUCAACGUCGACGACGACAACAAAGACAGCGGUGACGAAUUGAAAGAAAACGUGUUUGCGUUGGCGCAUGAUAUUCCAAAUAUAGAGCAUCCUACGUUACCAGAAUGGACAGAGAAGAUGAAUCUUUCAACCAUAACUUUACUUGGGCUCGCUAAGCAAGGUUUCACCAAACCGACGGAAAUUCAGAGUAUGGCCAUCCCACGCGCUUUAGACGGUAAAGAUAUUAUGGGGAAAGCGUCCACAGGGUCAGGUAAAACGCUUGCCUACGGAAUCCCAAUUUUCGAAGCACUUUUGAAUCAGAAGUCCGGUGAUGACCCCAUUGCAUUGAUUUUCACUCCAACGAGAGAAUUGGCGCAUCAAGUUACACAGCAUUUAGAGAAACUUGCCUACAUCGCGACCGAAAAGAGUCCCCAUCUCAUUACCUCGUUAACAGGCGGUCUCGCUAUACAAAAACAAGAGCGUAUUUUGAAGUACAAAGGUGGAUCUAAGAUUGUUGUCGCCACUCCAGGAAGAUUUCUGGAACUCAUUGAGCGAGACGCAAAUUUGAUCAAACGGUUUGCUCAAAUCAGUUUUCUGGUACUGGAUGAAGCCGAUAGACUUCUACAAGAUGGCCAUUUUGACGAGUUCGAAAAGAUCUUGAGGCACCUGAGAAACGAGCGGAAAAUUAAAAAAAAGUUCAAAAGCGAAUAUGCAAAUUCGGGAUGGCAAACAAUGAUAUUUUCGGCCACUUUCUCGCUUGACUUAUUUAAUAAGCUAUCGGCAGGAUCUUGGAAAAAGACGAAACCGGGAGAAGGUGACAAUGAAAUGGAAUUGGCUCUCAAGCAUUUGAUGACCAAGAUCCAUUUCAAAUCUAAACCUGAAAUAAUAGAUGCAAACCCGAAAUUUAAAAUAACAUCCAAAAUCAAAGAAUCGCUAAUCGAAUGUCUUCCCACAGAAAGAGACCUUUACACUUACUAUUUCAACACCGUUUAUCCUGGAACAACGUUGGUUUUUUGCAAUGCCAUCGACAGUGUCAAGAAACUGAAUGCCUACCUCAAUCUUUUAGGAAUCAAUUCCUAUCAAAUUCAUUCUUCAAUGACGCAGAAGAAUAGAUUGGCGAGCUUGGAGAAAUUUCAGAAACAAGCGCGAAAGAAUCAGGCAUUGGAUAAGUCCACAAUUCUCAUCGCGAGUGACGUUGCCGCGAGGGGCCUGGAUAUACCUGGUGUGCAGCACGUCUUACAUUAUCAUUUGCCGAGGACUGCAGACGUUUACAUCCAUAGAUCUGGUAGGACUGCUCGUGCGGAAAAUGAGGGUGUUUCGGUCACCAUUUGUUCUCCGGACGAAGCUAUUGGGCCUUUAAGGAAAUUAAGGAAAGCACUGGCAUCCCAAGGAGGCUUUGAGAAGGGCAAAAAAUGGCAAAAAGAUGUGCCCCUCUUCCCCGUGGAGCCGGAUAUCGUAUCUCAGCUACGAGAGCGCAGUAGAAUUGCCAAUGAACUUGCAGAAGAUGAAAUCGCGACAAGAUCUUUGAGUAAAGACGACAACUGGAUGAAAAAAGCUGCCGAGGAUUUGGGCGUGGAACUUGACUCGGAUGAUGAUUCCAAGGACGUAUUUUUGGCCAAGAACAAAGCCAAGAAGCUUGGUAAAAAAUUGGACAAAUCAAGAGCCCAUGCUUUACGAUACGAAUUGAAGCUGCUGUUAGACAAACCAAUUAGGAAGGAUCUACGAAAGAGUUAUCUGACCGGUGGUCUCGUGAAUUUAGCAGAUCAUCUAGUGAAAAAGAGAGGACAUGCAUCUAUCAUCGGUCAUGAAAAGGUGGAUGCGCUGAACUUGUUGAAGAAAAAAAACAAGAAACAGAAGCAUUCUACUUCACCUUAG
This is a messenger RNA of Lachancea mirantina, 2226 nucleotides long. NCBI's taxonomy places the organism in Eukaryota, Fungi, Ascomycota, Saccharomycetes, Saccharomycetales, Saccharomycetaceae. The record is from the annotation of a GenBank genome assembly.